GGGAAUGCGUGCAUAUGGCCGAUCGGCGUGAUUUUAAAUAAAUCAGUCAUAUUUUUCUCUCCUGAUCAGCUUGGUUUUUGAAUUUCCAAGCCCAGAAUUUUAAGGGAUCUUUAGAGUCGGAAGGUACAAGCAUGGGAGACAGUGAUGAAGAAUACGACAGAAGACGUGGUCGUGAUAAAUUUCGCCGUGAAAGAGAUGAUUAUGCAGGAAGGAGGGAGGAAAGGAGGAGAGAGCCAUGGGAUGACUCUAGGAACAGAGACAGUUGGAGCAGCAGAAAUCGUGAGAGAAGUCGAGAUAUGUACAGGGAUUAUGAGCGCGGAAGACGGGAUCGAUACUCGCCUUCCCGUCAUGAUGUCAGCCCCCCCAUGAAGAGGAUGAGAAGAGAUUGGGACGAUGCCCCCUAUGGCUAUGACAUGCCUUAUGGAGGUGGCGGAGGAGGAGGUGGGGGUGGGGGAGGACCCCCAGGGCCGCCCCAUGGCUGGGGUCCAGGACCUGGUGAUAUGCCCCCUCCACAGCAACAUUAUCCAGGUCAUAGAGGUCAGGAGCCUGACUUUCCGACCCAGCCUCCCAUGAUGACCUUCAAGCAGUUUCUAGGUCAGCAAGACGACACCAUUAGUGACCAGGAUGCUGUGAAAAAAUACAACGAAUAUAAAAUAGAUUUCUCUCGUCAGCAGAUCAAUGAUUUCUUCCUUCAACAUAAAGAGGAAGAGUGGUUCAAGGCCAAGUACCAUCCUGAGGAGUGCGACAAGAGGCGCGAGGAGAUGAUGGGGGCCCUGAAGUUUCGUGCGAGAGUUUUUACACAGCUGAUGGAGAUGGGCAAGGUGGACAGUUGUAGCGUGGAUAUCGAGAAGACGGAUAAUUUGGUGAAGUUGUUGGAUGCAGCCAUAAUACUACUGGAAGGAGGCAACGAGCAGGACCUCAAAGUACUGGAGAUGCCUGCAGAGAAACUGGAGGAGGGAAGGAGAAGCAGACCUAACUCGGAAUCACAGACACCAGAUAAAGGGACAUCUGAUGAUACCAGCAGAAGGGAAGAUCGUCAAAAGUCAGAUAAUCAGGAACCUGUUAAACUAAACAUGAACCCAGAACAGGAAGACUUACAGAAAAAGGCAGAGGAAUUCUCCAAGCAGAAGGACAAGGAAGAAGAGGAGAGUGAGAAGAGGGACAAGAAAAAGAAACGCCAUCGCGACAAGACAGAGUACAGCUACGAAAGUGGCUCGGAAUCUGAGAGUGGAUCUGACUCUGAGUCAGAGCCAGCGCCCCCUGGAGUUGAGGAUGAACCAGCACCUCCAGGGACAGGAGAGCAGGCCCCUGGGACGGACACCAAAGAGGAGAAACAGGGAGAGGAGAAAGGAGUCUCAGAAUCUGGGGUUGAAGAAGGAGAAGAGAAAGAAGAGGCAGACACCAGACCUAGACCUCUGCACCAAACUCUGUCAAUAUUCCUGAGAAAUCUGGCCCCUACAAUUACCAAGCAGGAAGUUGAAGCAAGUUUUGGGUUAGUAUCCAAAAACCCAGUGCUGAAGAACAUAACGGACUACUUGGUGGAGGAGGGGAGUUAUGAGGAGGAGGAAUUACUGGGAGAGGAGGCACUGGAGGAGAAGAAAGACGGCCAGAACGGGGAGAUCACUCCAGAGAGAGAUGAAAAAGUGAUGAAGGUACUGGACAAGAUGAUACUCUACCUGCGUAUUGUGUUCUCUGUUGACUACUACAGCGGUGCGGAAUAUCCUCAGGAAGAUGAGAUGCCACAUCGUUGUGGGAUCAUGCAUGCACGCGCAGCUAUCCCCAUUAAUAAGCUGACUCAGUCUGACAUCAGUGAGUGGGUGAACAACUUUGAGCAGAAAAUCAAGCACCUGUUGGAGAUGAAAGGACAGCUAGAGGAGGAGGAGGCAGGGAAACUGGGAAAGAAAGACCCAGAUAUAUAUCCUUUACUCUUUACUACUUUACUUGGGUCAGAAAAGUUUUAG
Molecule: messenger RNA, 1961 nt
Organism: Lingula anatina
Lineage: Eukaryota; Metazoa; Brachiopoda; Lingulata; Lingulida; Lingulidae
Product: serrate RNA effector molecule homolog
Biological process (GO): mRNA processing; primary miRNA processing
Cellular component (GO): nuclear body
Molecular function (GO): nucleic acid binding
Source: RefSeq, a predicted model, not a curated record